GCGUGCCCACCGUCGCGGCGGCCUCUCCACCUACCUCCCUGCGGUCAUGGGGCCCCUCGGCGGGCCUCUCGCCUCCGUGCUCCUCCUGCUCCAGGUUUGCUGGCUACCGAGCGUGGCCUCCGAGCCCUACCCGGAGGCUGAAGUGACCUUGGAGGUGGGAGGAACUGCCUUGGAGGCCAGCCAAGCGCUGGGGAAAGUAGCAUUGGCUGAAUACCCUGGACAUGAGCUGCAUGGCUCUGACAACGGAGAAAUCACUAUUCUGAAUAGUGGGACAGUCCAGAGAGGGAAGGCUGCAAUGAGCUCCCCACCCAAACGCCUCUUACGGAGACGAAAAAGAGAGUGGGUGAUGCCACCAUUAUCAGUCCCUGAGAAUGGCAAGGGUCCUUUCCCUCAGAGGCUGAAUCAGCUCAAAUCUAAUAAGGACAGAGGCACCAAGCUCUUCUACAGCAUCACUGGGCCUGGGGCAGACAGUCCCCCUGAGGGCGUCUUCACCAUAGAGAAGGAGACAGGCUGGUUGCUCUUGACCAUGCCACUGGACAGGGAGAAGAUCGUCAAGUAUGAACUUUUUGGCCAUGCGGUAUCCGAGAACGGUGCCUCUGUGGAGGAGCCCAUGAACAUCUCCAUCAUCGUGACAGACCAGAAUGACAACAAGCCCAAGUUCACUCAAGAUAUCUUCAGAGGGAGUGUUUUUGAGGGGGUGACGCCUGGCACUUCUGUGAUGCAGGUGACAGCGACAGAUGAGGAUGAUGCCAUCAACACUUACAACGGCGUGGUGGCUUACUCCAUCCAUAGCCAAGAACCGAAGGAGCCACAUGACCUCAUGUUCACCAUCCACAAGAGCACGGGGACCAUUAGCGUCAUCUCCAGCGGCCUGGACCGGGAGAAAGUUCCUGAGUACACACUGACCAUCCAGGCCACGGACAUGGAUGGAGAGGGCUCUACCACCACGGCAAAGGCCAUAGUGGAAAUCCUGGAUGCCAAUGAUAAUGCUCCCGAGUUUGAGCCACAGAAGUAUGAGGCCUGGGUGCCUGAGAACGCAGUGGGCCGGGAGGUGCAGAGACUGACAGUGACUGAUCUGGAUGCCCCCAACUCAUCGGCAUGGCGUGCCACCUACCACAUCGUGGGAGGUGACGAUGGGGGUCAUUUUACUGUCACCACUCACCCGGAGACCAACCAAGGCAUCCUGACAACCAAGAAGGGUUUGGAUUUUGAGGCUCAGAACCAGCACACUCUGUAUGUAGACGUAACCAACGAGGAUCCCUUUGCCGUGAAGCUCCCAACUGCCACCGCUACCAUCGUGGUCCAUGUGGAAGACGUCAACGAGGCCCCUGUGUUCGUCCCACCUUACAACAUCAUCGAGGCCCAGGAGGGUGUCUCUGUUGGGGAGCUGGUCUGCAUCUAUACCGCACAGGACCCAGACAAGGAGGAGCAGAAGAUCAGCUACGAAAUCCUGAAAGACCCAGCCGGCUGGCUAGCCAUGGACCCGGACAGUGGCCACGUCACAGCUGUGGGCAUCUUAGAUCGUGAGGAUGAGCGGUUUGUGAAGAACAACACGUACGAAGUCGUGGUCUGGGCCACAGACAAUGGAAACCCUCCCGCCACCGGCACUGGGACCCUCCUGCUAACGCUCACCGACAUCAAUGACCAUGGCCCAGUCCCGGAACCCCGUCAUAUCACCAUCUGUAACCAAAGCCCGGUGCCUCAAGUGCUGAACAUCACGGACAAGGACCUGUCCCCCAACUCCUUCCCUUUCCAGGCCCAGCUGACACAUGAUUCGGACAUCUACUGGGUGGCAGAAGUCGGCGAGAAAGGAGACACCGUGGCCUUGUCCCUGAAGAAGUUCCUGAAGCAGGACAUAUAUGACUUGCACCUUUCUCUCUCCGACCAUGGCAACAGGGAACAGCUCACCAUGAUCAGGGCCACUGUGUGCGACUGCCGUGGCCACGUGGAGUUCUGCCCCAAGCCCUGGAAGGGUGGUUUCAUCCUCCCCAUCCUGGGUGCCGUCCUGGCUCUGCUGACCCUUCUGUUGGCACUCCUCUUGCUGGUGAGAAAGAAGAGAAAGGUCAAAGAGCCCCUUCUGCUCCCAGAGGACGACACUCGUGACAACGUCUUCUAUUAUGGUGAAGAGGGUGGUGGCGAAGAGGACCAGGACUAUGAUAUCACCCAACUCCACCGGGGGCUGGAGGCCAGGCCUGAGGUGGUUCUCCGCAAUGAUGUGGCACCAACCUUCAUCCCCACACCCAUGUACCGUCCCCGGCCAGCCAACCCAGAUGAAAUUGGCAACUUCAUCAUUGAGAACCUGAAGGCUGCCAAUACGGACCCAACUGCCCCACCCUACGACUCCCUGCUGGUGUUUGACUAUGAGGGCAGCGGCUCUGAUGCCGCCUCCCUGAGCUCCCUCACCUCCUCAGCCUCCGACCAGGACCAGGACUACAACUACCUUAACGAGUGGGGAAGUAGAUUCAAGAAACUGGCCGACAUGUACGGUGGCGGGGAGGAUGAGUAGGCGCCCUGCCAAGCUAUCCAGGCAGAAAUGAAAGAUCGGGUCACAGCAGCAUCUCACGGAGCCUCCUCUACAGCGAGGACUUAGAGCUUCUCAGGAAGCGGCCUGCUUAGUAUACUGAGCCUGACAGGAAGGCUGGACCGGAAGCCUUUCAGAUGAAAGGAUGUGACACAGACUCCAACACUGAUCCCUCAGCCAAGGCUGGGCCCCUCUCAGAGGCAGAAUUCCUAGAGGUCUCUCACACGAUGCUCAACCCUGCCCUCCUCAGGGCUGACUUGCUCUGCUGCCCUUGCUGACUUUCCCCUCUCCUUAGAAAGAGGCCUCUUAACUGCAGCCAUUUUUUUUUUAAUGCAGUGUUCGAAAAGAGGCUGGGGGAGGGGCACCUGUGUCCCCUCAGACCCUCCAAAAGAGAAUCGUGCAGGGCUUGUUGUUGUUUUGUUUUGUUUUGUUUUUAACUGAGUAUGUCUAAGUUGUCUUGUAUUUUUUAUUUUCCCCGUUGCGUGCCGUAGAUGGAGAGUGAUGACAAUCGUGUAAAUGUACCAGAAUUUUUUUUAUUAAAUGAACUUU
This is a messenger RNA of Psammomys obesus (fat sand rat), 3070 nucleotides long. It is a transcript of the gene Cdh3, whose product is annotated as cadherin 3. Bases 47 to 2506 code for a protein of 819 amino acids. Gene Ontology annotation, biological process: homophilic cell-cell adhesion; cell-cell junction assembly; calcium-dependent cell-cell adhesion. The transcript is spliced from 16 exons. The record is from RefSeq and is a predicted model, not a curated record. NCBI's taxonomy places the organism in Eukaryota, Metazoa, Chordata, Mammalia, Rodentia, Muridae. Gene Ontology annotation, cellular component: cytoplasm; adherens junction; plasma membrane. Gene Ontology annotation, molecular function: cadherin binding; calcium ion binding.